Messenger RNA from Chara braunii, 1129 nucleotides. NCBI's taxonomy places the organism in Eukaryota, Viridiplantae, Streptophyta, Charophyceae, Charales, Characeae. The record is from the annotation of a GenBank genome assembly.
GCCUAGAUCUCGUUCAUAAUACUCUUCUGACAUGUCUCACUCAUAAUAGAUCGACAGAUAUACAAAAAAAGAAAAAGGAAGUAGUCCUCUUUUAUUUUUUUAUUUUUUAUCUGUUGAUUAGGGCCUGGGGCAAGUAUUGUUGGGUUGUUUUCCUACCUACGUUUUCCCCCCCACCCACCCCUCUGCAUGCAUUUCCGGGUUGGUACAGUGCCACGUCAGACACAGUGCCAUGUCAGACACAGUGCCAUGUCAGACAGUGCCACGAAAGCAGUGCCACAUCAGACACAGUGCCACGUCAGCAGUACCACGUCAGACACAGUGCCACAUAAGCAGUGCCACGUCAGACACAGUGCCACAUCAGCAGUGCCACGUCACACAGUGCCGCGUCAGCAGAGCCACGUCAGCAACAUGACGGGCCUGCCAGGCCAACUGGCCAACGAGUCCAUUGCCGACUACAAACAGCGUUUCCACGCUCAGCUCGCUCUCAUCGAGGCUGAGGAACAACGCCAGCUGGCAGCCAAGGCUGCCCAGCUGCAGGCUGAAGCAGCGGCAACAGCAGAGAAGCUGCGGCUACAGGCCGAAGCAGACGCAGAUGCCCAGGCUCGCCGCAAGGAAGCCCAGGAUCUGCUACAGCGGCAUGAAGCCAACAGCAUCGAGAGACUCAAAUUCUGGCACUUUGAACCGAACGGCGAUGACGCGACACCGGAGGAGCAGCAUAAGGAGUUCAUGGCCAAGCUCGUGACCAAGCUGGUUUACACUUGUAACCACCUACAGUCCGAGCUGGCAAACCUUCAGCGGGCUGUGCGGAACCAUAAGACGCAGCACGAGGAUGCCACAUGGGCACCGGACGCCUGUGUACAGGACUUGGAACAUCCACCAAGACCAGAUGCUGGGGCUUCCAGCAGUGCACCCUCUAGCCGCCAACUGGAGGAACGCGUUGACCACGUAGGGGCAAUGCUUGGCGAUAUCAGCACCUUCGCUGCGCCGACCACCAUCAGCAGUCAGCUGCAUACCUUGAAGACCGAGGUCCAGCAGUUGUAGUCGACGAACACAAAUGACAACCCUAAGAUGUACAAGAUGUCAACUUUCCAACUGGAAAAGUUCGACGACUACACGCAGCAGGAUCCGG